Molecule: messenger RNA, 1909 nt
Organism: Hyla sarda
Lineage: Eukaryota; Metazoa; Chordata; Amphibia; Anura; Hylidae
Product: cholesterol 24-hydroxylase-like
Exons: 15
Coding region: 615-1826 (403 amino acids)
Biological process (GO): cholesterol catabolic process
Molecular function (GO): cholesterol 24-hydroxylase activity; heme binding; iron ion binding
Source: RefSeq, a predicted model, not a curated record
GAAUUUUUGGGAAUGAUGGGAGUUAAAAUUUUGCAACAGAUGGAGUCACCCAUUUUGUGUAUCAUAGCUAGUACAGAAAAUGGAAGCAGGAUGGGAAUGGUUGCUUAGUUACGCUCUGAUGGUUGGGGCAAAGGGAAUGGGGAAGAAAAAGGCAGUUAGGAGGAAGUGAGCACAGAGCGGCAGCAAAGGAUGCUGGGACCUGUAGUUUAAAGACAGCAUGUGGGGAAGGGAGCAAGUAGGAUGGCAGAAAGGUGUAUUAGAGCCACGUACAGGAGAUGUAUUAGGUCACAGUAGAAUAAUAGAUGCAAGGUUAAUGUCUAAAGCUGAUCUGAGUUAUUUUUUUUUUUUAUCCCGUUCAUUGGAUAUCCCCUUAAUGGGGUACUCUGGACCCAUUAACAAUCAAAGAGGAGAGCCUGAGUAUCCCAAAUAUCUACCACUGAGGAAAAACUGAGGUUGGACAGGUUGGAUAUCACAAAUAAACUCUUCCAUUACAGUCCUCAGUCUCUUCCUGAUUGGUCCACAGGGUUACGACAUAUGGCCUGGUUAUACGAACCAAUAUUUUACACAGGGUAGUAAUUUUGACUGUGAGUCCAGAAUCAGUAAAGGAAUUUCUGAUGUCUCCAAAAUACACAAAGGAUUGGUUUUACGAUCGUCUAUUCAGCCUGUUUGGAGUGCGAUUCAUGGGAAAAGGCUUAGUGACUGAUCGGGACAAUGACCAUUGGCACAAGCAAAGGAGGAUCAUGGAUCCAGCAUUCAGUAGGACAUACUUGAUAGAAUUAAUGGAACCUUUCAAUGAGAAAGCAGAGGAGCUGAUGGAGAGACUUGCAGAAAAAGCUGACUGGAGCCGCCAUGUUGGGAUGCACGCUAUGAUGAGCAGAGUCACCUUGGACGUGAUUUCAAAGGUUGCCUUUGGAAUGGAGAUGAACUCCUUGGAGAAUGACCGGACGCCAUUUCCACGGGCCAUAUCGCUGGCGAUGAGGGCAAUGGUGGAGAUGAGAAACCCCUUCAUUAGGUUCUCAUUGGAAAAGCGAGCCUUCAUAAGAGAAGUCCAGGAAAGCGUCUUAUUGCUCCGGAAGACAGGGAGAGAAUGCAUUGAGAGGCGGAAGAAAGCAAUUCAGGAUGGGGAGGAGAUUCCUGUGGAUAUACUCACCCAGAUACUCAAAGGAGCAGAUCUGGAGGGUGAUUGUGAUAUGGAAGAUUUACUCGAUAACUUUGUGACGUUCUUUAUUGCAGGACAAGAAACUACGGCCAAUCAGCUUUCAUUUACCAUUAUGGAACUGACCCGGAAUCCGGAGAUACUAGAAAAGGUCCAGGCUGAAGUGGAUGAAGUUAUUGGCGCCAAAAGAGAUAUUGAAUAUGACGAUCUUGGGGAACUACAAUACCUGUCUCAGGUUCUGAAAGAGGCUCUGCGAUUAUACCCUACAGCUCCAGGUACAUCAAGGGCAAUAGAAGAAGAAACUGUCAUAGAAGGAGUGAGAAUUCCACCAAAAGUGACCCUGAUGUUUAACUCAUACGUCAUGGGGAGGAUGCCGCAGUUUUAUCCGGACCCUCUUGUCUUCAAUCCAGACCGAUUCCACCAAGAUGCUCCCAAACCAUAUUACUCUUACUUUCCAUUCUCUUUGGGACCACGCUCUUGCAUUGGUCAAGUCUUUGCACAGAUGGAGGCGAAGGUGGUCAUGGCCAAACUCCUGCAGAGAUUUCAGUUUGAGUUGGUGGAAGGACAGAGCUUCAGGAUUAUGGACACAGGUUCCUUGCGACCCAUGGAUGGGGUGAUUUGCAGGCUGAGACCCAGAAGCAGCUCAGGAAAAGCAAAGAAAAUUGACUAGAUCGCUUUAUUAGGCUGAUGCUACAUACCAACGUAAAUAGGCAAUGUCAGAUACAAUAACUUUUGAUAUGUAUUAAAGCAUGC